Molecule: messenger RNA, 4081 nt
Organism: Pimephales promelas (fathead minnow)
Lineage: Eukaryota; Metazoa; Chordata; Actinopteri; Cypriniformes; Leuciscidae
Source: RefSeq, a predicted model, not a curated record
CAUUGACAUCUUGGAUGACAUGGGGGUGAGUAAAUUAUCAGCAAAAGUUUUCUUUAAGGGUAGGUUAACUGGUCGGGUGGGGCAUGGUGUGGCCCUGGCAUCCCAAUAUAGUGAAUAAUGUUGUACUCCUGUGAGUUUAUUCAGGGACAUCCCCUGUUCUGAUGAGUAAAUGUUGCAAAAAUGAUCUGCUUUACAUUCAUCACAUCUACUCUACAUUUCAAAAACAUUUAUUUCUGGUUUAAGAUUGCAGUUAUGUCAAAUGAGUUUUCAUUUUUCUGUUCUGUUUGAAAGCCUUUUUUUUAAUGAAGGCCAAAUGGAAACUUAAGGAUUUCCCUAAAAUUCUCAAUAUACACCAAUUUCACUUUCACUUUUAGUUUCAGAAGUGCCAUUCAUGGUGGAUUAUAUUUCUCGCAUUGUCAGUAGAUUAUACUCUGCCUAGCUGAUGAUAAUUUAAGCCAAUUCACAGGGCUAAUUUGGAGUCCAGAUUCAAGGAAACAAAGAAGAGGCUGUUGAUUUUAACUGUUUAAAACAGUGCAAAAAUGGCAUUGACACGUGAACAAUUUUAUAACAAAGCGAUCAGGCCAAAUUCGGCUCGCUUUUCAUUAACGAUCAAAGUGAAAGCUAUCUUACCUCACCUGCCAUGCCUCACACUCACUGAUAAGGAAGAGAUCGAAGCCAAGAGAGAAACUUCUGGAAACUACACUGCUGUGCAGACACUUCUGGACAAUCUAUGCAGACGAGAUAACUGGCCAGAGGAGUUCAUCACUGCCCUGGAGAACUGUGAACAUAAGGAACUGGCCGCUGAGAUGAGAACUGCUUAUGACACGAUUAGAGGAAUCACAGAUAAUGCAGCUUCUGCUGCUCCUGUGCCCAGACCUGCACCUACUCCAGCUCCUUCUCAUUCUCCAGCUGGUGCCCCAGCAACCGUAAUCACAGCAACAAUUCAUACUGUCCCAGCGACCACUUCUUCUUUGCUGAUUCCACCCGCAGGGGACGUCCCAGCACAUUCAGCUACCCUUUCCAACAUGGCAGCACCAGAACCAUCUCCUGCUCCUGCUCCUGUUCUCGAAGUUCCAGAGACACAGCAAGUGCAAAAACUUCCUACUCCGGUUCCAGCACCUUCUCUUGAACCAGUAUGCCCAGCUGAAAAUGCACCUCUGGUUGUUGCUCCUUCCCAAACACCUCCCCCUGCUGAAGUCUCAGUCUCCAAAGUCCCAACCCACACAGGGCCUGCUGUGAACAAAACGCCUGUUUUAGAUACUCCAGAUGGCUUGGCUUUAACAGAACAAACCACCAACUCCUCAUCAACUGGUGAAACUCUCCUCUCCACCUCAAGUGCUCAAGCAUCCUCCUCAAACACCUCUCAAAUUCAAAUUACACAGCCUUGCACCACCUCCCAGAGUUCUCAGAUGUCAGAGAAGAUCCAAGUGGCAAUCGCAGUCAAGGACACCAACACAUCUGUGAAUGUCCCUGUCCAAGAAACUAAUCUCCCAAUGAGAGAGGAAAGGACAAUUCAGGGGCCUGAAGAGAUCUCUGACCCAACUGCAAACGAGCAUGUUCAGAGGAACAACACUGCUGGAUUACCAGUUUUGAAUGGCCAAACAAAUUCGACUAGAACAGGUCAGGCAACAUCAUCUGCACCUACUGAUGACUCUCCCUCUUCCAUCGACCAGGAAUAUUUCAGCAAACCUGGCAUCCUUCAGCAUCCAGAACCCCAGCAGAACAGAGCAGAGACUCUUCCUGACGUCCCAGAAGAGCCUUGCUCAGUUGUUUCAGGAGAUUUGGAGAUCAGCAGAGAAACAGAGUGUUCCACAGAACCUCGACGGUCUCCUAGUCUUGCAGAGCAGACCUCCACUCCCUAUACCUCCCUUGAUUCUGCCUCUCAGUCCUUAAAUUACAUUGCUGCUCCUUCAACACCCAACCAGCCAGAGGAAGACCACUACGAAUCUUUCUGUGAUAGUCGGACACUGGUCAACGUAAUCCGGUUUUCUGAGGAGCCACCUGCUGAAAAUCUGAAUGGUCAGCCACCAAGCAUGCUGCAACGUAGCCGAGACCAGCAUACCCUGAACCAUAGUGGCACAGAAAAUGUAGUUCCUCCCAGUGAUCCAUCUGGGCAUGAUUCAGAGAAGAAGUCAGCCAACAUCAACUACCAAGAGCAAGAAUCUAAUGCUAGGCCAGCAACUAUUCAACAGCCAGAGCUGAGAGAAGAGGGCUGUGCAAAGUUAUUCAGGUUAAACAACUUCCAAUUCAUUGCUGCUGCUACAGCUGCUGGGGUUGCUCUGUCUGCUGUUUUCUUGGCCUGGAAGAUCAAGCAAUAACUGAAAAGGUCUUAAAAUGAUAGUUCACCCCAAAAUAUAUAUUUUUUUUUCAUUAUAGACUCACCCUCAUGUUUCAUGAAACCCAUAAAUCAAUUUUUUGUUGUUGAAGAACCACAAAAAGGACUUAUUAAGAAGAAUGUCCAGGCUGCUCUUUUCCAAAGAACAACAGUGGAUAGUAACUUCUGCUGUCAAGUUUAGAAAAAUGACAAAACAUACCAUAACACUAUAUACCAAGUAUUUUAAAGCCGGAGCAGACUGAAAUUUUAGUUACUCACUGAAAAUCUUGCCUUCAAUCCUACAUAACUUCUGUCACCAAACUCUUUUGUGGUUUCAACCUUAUGUAUUUAUAUGUUUGGGGCUAUAUAUAGUACUUGUCUGCCAUGUGCCUAAUGCAUGCCUUCCUUGCAUGCCAGGGCAAGGCCUUUAAUGAAUUUGACUGCCGUUGCACCUGUAAAAUCAGAUUCACUGAUAAUAAAUGGAGUGUCAUGUACUUUUUAAAUAAUUUGUAGAAACUAUCUUGACAGGUACAACAUUGUACAACAAUUGGUUGUAUUGACACUGUACAACUAUCUUGACUAUCAUCAUUGUAUCAUUGUACAACUAUCUUGACAUUGUACAACCAUUGGUUGUAUUGUCAAUUGUAUAACAUGGCAAGAAUAUAUCCUGUGUGACAUGAAUAUAAGGAGCUGUUGCAUAACCUCUAUUGGACAAUAAUAGAAAGCUCAUUUGGAGCACUUUCUCAAGCAUUAUGUUAUAGACUGUACAGUUGUUCCAACCCUCUCCGUUAGCCCCCUCACGGGAGAUUCUGCAGCAGUUUUUGUUCUCAAAUGUUUCUUAUUUCUCGUGAAUCCUCAUUCACAGACACCUCAUUCACAGACACCUCAGUGAACUAUUUAAUUCAUCACUGUCCUGUACUUUGAAGGCAGUUUGACCUGUGAGACUGUCCAACAGACACUUUCUAUUUUACUGAAACAUCCAAGCAUACACACAUGCACACUUUUUGGUGGGAGGGAGGAACAAUCUUCAAGGGUAGGAAAUCCAUUAAAUAGCCUCUAUACGCUAUUCAAAUUUCAUACAUAAUUGUUAUUUUAAAAUAUAUGUUGUGUCCCCCUCCCAUUAAAUAUAGGCCAUUUCCACCACUAUAUAUACAUCAUUUUUGUCAAAUGCAUUUUUUAAAUUGUAUAAAUUGCAUACAUUUUUUAUGACUUUUUUAUAAUUAACAGAGUGCACUUUAAUGCCCAAUGUCACAGACCAGGCUUAAGCCUAGGCCCAAACUACAAUGCAAGCUGUCUUCAUUGAAAGCAACGUGCACUGACAUAUCUUUAAAAUAUAUAAGUGGCAUUGUUUUGUCUCAAAAUACACACGAGUAAUAUUUUUUUAAAGGUACGUUUAUAUUAGCUAAUUAAAUGUUCUAACAUAACUAAGGCCCAAUCCUGUCCAAAUCUAAGCCCUUUCUGUGAAACUAGGCCUACAUGUUAUAUUUUAAUCAGCAAUUGCACUUGUAUCUACACUUUUUGAUAUGAAGUUUAGACAUGUAUGAUUGAACAUGAUUUUAAAUGCACUGUGUGGGAUCGUUACUACUGAUAUUUUUAAGUACCGGUAUUAACUCUGGGCCUUUAUUUUACGGAAAUAUUUAUACUUAUGCUAAACUUUCUCGGGUUUUUUUUUUUUUUUUUUUUGGGUGUGUACUGGUCAUUCUUAAUCAUGUGCAGUCUUAAUGAUCUCCAGGCAGGAAUGCUUCUGAAAUAAAAUGUUUUACCUUG